CACCAGAAGGAAGGAAAGAAGAUCUUGAACACAUUUGCAAUUUAAAGCAAGAAUGUGGCAAAGUGAAUACUAUGGCCGCUUCUCCAAGAACAACCCCUGCUUCCAAAAAGUCAACUACCUGUCAUGGCACUCCCAAACAUGCCAGUUCGUCAUCUCCCAACCAGAAUGAUUCUACUCCUCUUCCUUCAAUCAACGAGCGGUUGGCCUAUCUCCGCCCCUCCCGGGAACUGCUGGAGUACUAUCGAAAGAAGAUUGCCCAGUUUGAUGAAGAACAUGAAGAGCUGGUUAAAAGGCUGGAAAAAUACAAAGCAACGUAUGAUGAGCAGCACAAAUUGCAAUGGGAAAUGCGUCAGCGGGAAGAAGAAAUUGCCGAGCUGCAGAAGGCUCUGAGCGACAUGCAAGUUUACCUCUUCCAGGAAAGGGAACAUGUGUUGCGCCUUUAUGCUGAGAAUGACCGACUGAAAAUCAGGGAGCUUGAGGAUAGGAAGAAGAUUCAGCACCUUUUGGCUUUAGUGGGAACAGAUAAUGGUGAAAUUACCUAUUUUCACAAGGAACCACCUCACAAGGUCACAAUUCCUCAAAGACUAAUCAAGAGCAGGGAUCCAUAUGGUCGAAAUGAGCACACUGCUCUGAAAACAGGUAUUAAAAGCUCUGCCUCAAAGCCAGCAGCGAAAGGAGGGAAAUCAGAAAGUGCAGAGAGACACCAGAGAGACAACCAGACGCUCCUAUUACAGGUGGAAGCCCUUCAGGCUCAAUUGGAAGAGCAGGCUCGGCUGUCCAAGGAGCAGCUUGAAGCAUUGCUAGAAGACCGGCGUAUCCGCAUAGAAGAAGCUCAAGUUCAACAUCAGAGGGAUCAGGACAAGAUCAAAGACCUUACUGAAAAAUACAACAAAGCUCAGAACUUGCUGUAUGAGAGCACCAAAGAUUUCCUCCAACUGAAAUUCGAUGCACGGGCAAAUGAGAAAUCCUGGAUGGCAGAGAAGGACACUCUGUUAAGGAAGCUGGACAAAAAGAAAAACGAGCCUAAGCGAAGCAGGGUUCGGUGGGGCAGUAAUAGAACUCGGGACUGUGCUCGAAGUCCGCGAGACAGCAGUCAAGAGGAGUGGGAGAGCAGCCCCGGGCAGCCCAGUUUCACCCAGAAGUUAGGAAGUUAUGCAGAGAAGACAGGCGAGGCCAAGCACGCCUCCCAAGCAGAGCACGAAUUUCGUAAAGCACAUAGUGCAGACAUUAAGGCUCUGCAAGGCCAGUUGAUACAGGAACAACGAUUAGCCGACAUGUAUCGAGAGCAGUGUGUUUCCCUGGAAGAAGAGCUGGCCAAGAUUCGGGAGGAAGGAGAUGUGGGCCGAGAGCUCUUCAAGGAGCGCUCCGAAAAGAUGGGGAAGCGGCUGCAGCUGAUGACCCAGCGCUACGAGGCUUUGGAAAAGAGGCGUGGCAUGGAGGUGGAAGGCUUCAGGAAUGACAUCAGACUACUUCGGCAAAGGCUGAAGGAUGUGGAGAAGCAGCUUUUCAAGGUGGCAAUGACAGUUGGGCCAGACCAAGAUCUUGCCAUUUUGCACGAAGUUCGCCAAGGGAACCAAAGAACUAAGAAAAUACAAGGGGAACUGAGAAACUUAAAGUCCAAAAUCUACAGCCUGGAAAACGAGCUAAGAGUCUGUUGAGGAAGAUGCAUAAGUGGAGCUGGGUGUACAUUCGGCAUCCAGAUAUGAAUGGAAGCUCAUAUCUGCUCUCUGACAAUCUGUGUACCUUACUGUGACUCAUGGGUGCAUAUAUAGCUUUAUUCUCCAGGACUGAAGGAGUCCAGGCAAGCUUAUGUGAGACUUGGAAAGGAAAUAGUCUUCUUUUUACAUUUUUAAAAACAUAUCCAUCUUUGGCCGUCCCCUUCCUGUGAUGUCAGGUCAUACUCAGAGUGGGCCACAGUAACUUGGUAACUUACGUUGUUCCAACCCAAUCGUAUUCAUAGUUUAUAGGAUUUUUUAAAUCAGCUCAAAAUGGUACACCGUCCAGGGAUCUCCGAAAAGCAGCUGAAUGAAGUGUGAGCCAUUUGUAGCUGCAGAGAGGAAAGCAGCUUCCAUAAGCUUCCCCAGGAAUCUCUCUGAAAGGGAGGAGGUCCUAUCCUGUGCCAUAGUGGCCAUCCUAUAACCGUAUCUCCGUAAUUAGAAGUUAGUCUCUCCAGUUCUCUCAAAUUAUCUGAGUUCCCUUUAGCCAAAUUCAAACCAUGGUACUUGCAUAGAUCUAAGAGUGUUUUGCUUUUACUUAAGUAUAUUUAGGAUUGUAGCCCUACAUAACAGAACUGUGUGUGCUUUUGAGGGGGGAGCAAGCCCUGCAGUGUUGAAGUGGUCCCGUCUUCCAAGGACAUACACAUGGGACUGCAGCUUAAGUCGAAAGGACUAAAUUGCAUAACGUUGCUUCUUACCACGGUUCUUGUUCAGGUCCUAACUGGAGUAAUAUUUUUAUUACGGCAUUCCUGUUGGUGUGUGUAGUAGGGAGCUGAGAGAGCAACCACCUGCCCCCUGAUGUAGUAUUCGCAUUGGCCCCCUAAUACUUUUCACUGAUUCUAUAACUAGAUCACUUCUGCAACCAGUAAUGGAGGCGACACUAUAGACAAUUACUGAUCUUUCAACUAGUCUGUUAACUUCUCCGUGGGAAAAAGUAUAAUGUAAGAAAUGUAAGGUAGUGUAUUGCGGAUCAUAUGUGACCAUAUGUUCACUGAUGUUAGGAGCAUAGAUGGGCAAGUGAUUAAGUCCUUGAGCAUGUCUAGAAUAGAAGCAUAUGCAAUCGGCAAAUGGGAUGAUACACCACUAGUUUCCUAUAAAGGGGAGCUUUCUGUGUAUGAAAUUUUAACAAUUCCCCCAGAAGCUCUGCUUUUUAGAACAGGUAACUUCCUGCCCUGUGAUAUUUAUCUAUUAGGGAACCCAAGAAGCUUAAACUAGAGUGAUGCUAGUGAGAAAAUACUAAUUUGCACCCUUUGUGCAGAAGUUGUUUUUAAAAUCAUUACCUACAGCAUACCUUCCCUCCUUGUUUCUGUCACUAACAAAGAGGCUGUGGUUACAAGAAGCUGAGAAUGCAAAGCAGUGUGACUAAACUGAAUUUUAUUUAUUACCUUAACAAAUAUGACUAGGUGAAAAAAGACCAAUGCGCUGAAAGAUGUGUUUGCACUACAAAUAUAAAUGAGAUGUAAUAGUUGCCUGUAGAAGCAACAUGAUAUAUAUCCAGUCUGUAUUCCUCAAUGUUUCCAACUGGUUUGUAGUGAUAAAAAAUAUUUACUAAGUGAACACCCAACAAAAUUAGAUGCUCUGUCAUCUUCUUUCCCAAGACACCUUUUAAUAAGUGCAAGACAUUUCACAUGACUUGAAAGCACCUUUUACAGAAGUUUUUCUUUUUGAUCUGUGUUUUCUAUUUUGUUUUUGUUAAUUUCAAAUCCAGGUUUUACA
Eublepharis macularius is the source of this 3431-nucleotide messenger RNA. It is a transcript of the gene CCDC77, whose product is annotated as coiled-coil domain containing 77. The transcript is spliced from 12 exons. Bases 72 to 1658 code for a protein of 528 amino acids. Gene Ontology annotation, cellular component: centrosome. NCBI's taxonomy places the organism in Eukaryota, Metazoa, Chordata, Lepidosauria, Squamata, Eublepharidae. The record is from RefSeq and is a predicted model, not a curated record.